Molecule: messenger RNA, 3466 nt
Organism: Pararge aegeria (speckled wood butterfly)
Lineage: Eukaryota; Metazoa; Arthropoda; Insecta; Lepidoptera; Nymphalidae
Product: membralin
Exons: 11
Coding region: 227-2479 (750 amino acids)
Biological process (GO): positive regulation of ERAD pathway; response to endoplasmic reticulum stress
Cellular component (GO): endoplasmic reticulum
Source: RefSeq, a predicted model, not a curated record
AUUUGACAGUUCGUCGUUUUUUAAUCACAGAAUAGUAAAAUUGUUUUAUUUAUUUUAAUUUUAUUAUGAAAAACAGUGAAUUGAUUCACGAUUGUAUGUAAAUAACAACGAAAACGUUUUAAUGGAAAGAGUAUCAAGAUUUCGUAAGAUGCAGUUUGACUGAUGUGAAAUAUUAUUCAUAAGAGUGCAAAACAGUGUCAUUUUAACAGAUAACAAUUUUAAAGAAAUGAGUAAUGCUAGAGGGGCCAAUGCAAUGAAUAAUUUACCACCAGGUGUGAAUCCGGAGAAUAAUCCACUGCCCGGUGGACCGAUCAUAAACCAAGCCAUGAAUAGAAAUAGAAAUAAUAACCAGAAUCCCUUAUUCAAUGUAAGAGAAAGGUUGUUCCAUGCAUUAUUCUUCAAAUUUGCCAUAGCAUAUGCACGGACAUUCCCCCGACCUGUGCGGAGAUUCUUUGAAUUCCUAGUGCUUUUAAAAGCGCUUAUAGCAUUCUUUGUACUUGCGUACAUACACAUUGUGUUUUCGAGGACACCUACAACAUGUUUGAAUCACGUGAAGGAUUCAUGGCCCAGGGAUGGUAUUUUGAGAGUGGAAAUAUUGAGGAAUCCAGCAAAUGAUUACACAAUUGAACAAAGCUAUGCAAAAGAGAAGAAAUUGAAGAAGGAUAAGGAGGAGUUCAUGCUAGGAAUGCUAGCUACAGAAGGAUUCAUAAACAUUGAAUCAUCUACUAAUGAAGAUAUCGAGGAAGAUGAAUAUUUAAGAGAUGGCACAGACUAUGGCAAUAUAACACGCAUACAUGAUGAAAAUGGAGAGACUCAAAACCAGGUCAUAGAGACAGGGUUCUUUGUGGAUAGUAAACCGGAGUUAAAAGAGGGACUGAGUGAUCUAAACCAAACUAUUGUUCCUGGUGAGGAGGUGGAGCCAUCAUCAUCUAUCUGGGAAGGCAUUAUGGGUCUUGUUGAAGAUAUAGAUAGAGAGUCUAAACUUGCUGAUGAGUCCCUUAAUGAGUCGGGAGCCAACGAUUCGUCAAAAGAUGAAGACUAUAUACUGGAGUACUCUCUGGAAUAUGGCUUCCUACGGCUCUCGCCAAGUGCAAGACUCCGCCUAAAGAUUCCCGUCAAAAUAGUCACAUUGGACCCGCAAAAAGAUAAAUGUUUCGGGGAUUCUUUCUCCCGUUUCGUGCUUGACGAGUUCUUGGGUUAUGAUGACCUUCUGAUGGCUUCGAUUAAGGGUCUCGCCGAACAAGAGGAUAACAAGGGUUAUUUAAGAAAUGUGAUAACUGGUGAGCAUUAUCGUUUCGUAUCGAUGUUGACCGCCCGGAGCUCCUACAUCGCUGCAUUCUUCAUCAUGCUUGUCUUCACUGUUUCAAUAUCGAUGCUGCUCCGAUAUGCUCAUCACCAGAUAUUCGUCUUCAUAGUGGAUCUGCUGCAGAUGCUUGAGUUCAACGUCACCGUGUCGUUCCCAGCGGCGCCACUGCUUACGGUUAUUUUGGCGUUAGUGGGUAUGGAGGCCAUCAUGUCGGAAUUCUUCAACGACACCACGACUGCGUUCUACAUCAUCCUCAUUGUAUGGAUCGCUGAUCAGUACGAUGCUAUCUGCUGUCACACUGCGAUAGCCAAGAGACACUGGCUGAGGUUCUUCUACUUGUACCACUUCUCGUUCUACGCGUACCACUACCGCUUCAACGGCCAGUACAGCAGCCUCGCCCUCGUCACUUCCUGGCUCUUCAUACAACACUCCAUGUUGUACUUCUUCCAUCACUACGAGCUGCCGGUGAUACUACAGCAGGCGCAACUACAACAACUUCUACUACGAACUCAUCACGGAAUGGGUGGAAUGAUGGGUCUGGCUGGUAUAGCCGCUUUAGCGAGUGGUGCCGCUUAUCAUGACGCUCCUGGUACAGGUACGCAAGCUACGCCGCCAACUGCUCAGUCUACUACCCAAACCGUUCAGAACACGGUACAGUCCACUGUGACUCAGACAUCGCCUUCUGUCUCUACAGCUCAAACGAACACCACACACACUGGAGAUGUAGUGUCCUCUGGAGUCAUAAGUACACAGACUACAGCAGCAGGUACUGAUACUACCACAGUCAACCAAACUGAGGAUAGAAUUGUGACAACUUCCAUUAAUCAAUCCAUCACAAAUGCAGAUAAGCCAAACGCCUUAGCGCCGAGCGUUGAAAAAGCGAUAAAUAUUCAAGAAAUCAAAAGAAAGAAUUCUGACGACGAUAUCAAGUUGAUUCGAAGUAGUAACUCAGCUCCGACAAUCAGUCUUGAUAGUGAAAAUUAUGAUUUGCCUGGUAGAGCAAAAAAUGAUAAUACAACAAACUCUAACUUGGAUAAAGUUGAGAGUUCGACUUUAGAUCGUAGACGAGUUGGAAGCGUGGAAAAUGAAGAUGGGCCCCCUAUUACUAAUAAACCAUCAACUACGGUGCAACGAGCUCCUAUAGCGACCCCUGAGGCUGAUGAUUUAGACUAGACUCGUAUAAAUUAUGUACCUCUAUGCUUUCUAAUAUGAUAUGAUAACGUGCAGUUUGUAUUUUAUAUAAGUUUAAAGAAUCUGAAGUCAUGGCCGUAAAGUUAAUAGGUAAUAUUUUGUGAAUUACUCUUAAGUGUGUUGCACAUGACGACUUUUUCAGGCAGCACUCACCUGCCAAUUGCGCAGACGCAAAGCAAUGUGCAAAGAUAGUACCUUUAGUACAAGAAUUAACAAUUCGCUGCACACGAUGCACGAUGGUUUUUGAGUAUUUGAACAGUAUAACGCCACAGUAAAAUAUUCCUGACUAUCCAGCAGCUCAAAUUGAAACUGAAAUGAAACGGUUUUACUACCUACUGAUUCAAAACAAAGUUCACUUUACUAUGAUGUGAUAAUGUUUUGACUGGAACUGUCGAGUCUAGACCUCUUUUUAGUUACUACUUUCGAAAAAGUCAUCGUGUGCAAUGGCCCUAACGUAGAAUGGUACUUAUUUAUCAUGAAACUUGGUAAGUUAGGCUCGGUUUAGAUAAUUUUAGUCAGGAAGAAAGAUUGAACUUUAAUGUGCUAGAAUAAUAUACCGUUACGAUGCGCGCGGCCGUUUCUGUAGCCUAAUCAGAUAUUUUAAUUUGGAACAGCAAAUCAAAAACUUAUUUUACUGAGAGCCAAUUUGGUGUUGCAGCUGCAGACUACAACACUGACUGAACUGUCCUGAAAUCGUAUUAUUGAUUUUUUUUUCAUAUGGUUCUCACUGAAAGUGUAUAUUGUACGAAAUUAGAAAGGUACAUCUCAGCUUCGAUUUGGACUCGGGGACUACCAGGCACGAGACCACUAAGGUAGUACUCAUGUACUUUUGGGUGCUUCGUACCCGAAAGGUGCCAACUUGACCCCAUAGUAACGCCUCAGCUGUCCGUCCGUCCAUCUGUUACUCUGUCAGCGGACUUAAUCUCCUGAAGCGUCAUAAGUAGUCAUAUAAUGUAUAUUAACUGUUGC